UUGAGCCUUUAAUAUAAUUAUAUCUCAACUUUAAUAUAAUAUAAUUAUAUCUGAGGGAAUUGCGUUAUACAAAUCACGUUUGGAAAGACGGAAAUAAAAAUCUUGAGAAUACUAGAGACUUCUGUGAGAAGACUGAUUCUAAAUAAAUAAUUUAGCCUUAAAAGACUGAUAAAAACCUUUGUUAAGCAAUUGGCAAAUAAUUACCGAUGAUACUACGCGAAAGAUGAAUCUAUAAUGUCCCACAAUUGGUAAAAUAAACGUGUAUUUAAUUCCUUGCGACACUUACAGGUGUAUAACUUGAGGAGAUGUUCGGAUUUCGAAUAAAUAUGCAUCCCGUUGCGCUGCUGAUGCUCGUCGCCUCGAUGGCAUCAGUGAGGCUCGCGCUCGACGAGAACAACGACACCAACAAUAUCAACUACAUCAACGACAUGAAUUGCACGAACGAAUAUUGUAUGCCGGACGAAGACUUGAUCAAGAUCACGCAAGACGUAAUCCCUCCCCCGAAAUUGAUCGACUGGGUGAUGAUCGCCGCUCACGCCAUCGUCUUAGUGAUGGGUCUGGUCGACAACGGGCUCAUCUGCAUAGCCUUCUAUCGCAACCCAAAUUUGCGAACCACAUUCAACCUUUUCUUCCUCAACUUGGCGGUGUCCGAUAUCUUAGUCCUGCUUUUGUGCCUGCCGCCGACGGUUCUUUGGGACGUCACCGAGACCUGGUUCUUCGGACCGGUACCCUGCAAGAUCUUGGUGUAUCUCCAGACGGUGUCGGUGAGUGUCAGCAUUUGGACGCUGACUUGUACAUCGGUGGACCGGCAGAUAGUUAUAUGCAACGAAAAAAUAACGAGAAGUUUUACGUAUACGCGUACCCGAGCGAAAAAAACUAUCUUUGCGAUCUGGGUGAUAUCGCUAAUUUCUGAUAUUCCGGAAUUAGUGGCGUUGCACACGGUGCCGUUCUCAGUUAAGUUGGAUAAUGUAAUAUACACGCAGUGUACUUACGACUGGGACAAAGGAAGUGUAAUUACCUUCACAGUUUACAAACUGAUUUUAUUGUAUCUAAUGCCGCUGAGUUUGAUGGGCUACUCGUACUGUGACAUUAUAUUCGUUGUUUGGAAAAGGUCGAUUCCAGGAAAUAAUAUGGGUCCGAUGAGGAAUUUCAAAUCUCAACGGAAUACGGUGUUGAAGACGUUAGUCCCCCUCGUUAUCAUGUUUACAAUAUGUUUUUUUCCCGUGCAUUUGCUCACUAUUCUAAGAUUUACAAUGGACAUCCCCGCUAACGAAGUCACACGUUUCUAUGGAUCAUUUUCGCAUUGGCUAAUAUAUUUAAAUAGUUCCCUCAACCCCAUCGUGUACUGUUUUAGUACCAAUUUCCGGCGGGAGUUCCUCCGUAGUUUUGGGUGCACGUCGACCGGCGUCCAGCGACACGUCGAGCAGGCCAGGGAAGCCAGGGGGCAGCUGUUGGAGCUGCAGCCGAUGGAGCUGCAGUCGCUGCCACUGGCGAGCGCUGAUAAAAGUACGGAGUGCAGUAUAAGUGUCUGAUCCGCGGAAGUGGAAAUCCAUGAAGAACCACUUCCUCGCGCAGCGAGAAAAAAAAUGGAAAUUAAUGAAGAUGAAUUACAAUCUCCUGGCACAGCGAAAGACGCAAAAACCAUAGAUGAGCCUAUACCAGGGCCUUCUCGUGUUCAUCGUUAUACACCCGAAAACUACUAUCUAGAAACUUCAUUUAACGGAGACGAGCCUGUGACGACUCUACAACGUCGUCAAGACGUAGGUAACCCUGGUAGGUUUUAAAUCCAUCUGAAAAAAGAACUCAAGACUUUAGAACUGAUCGGGCGUAGGCCACAAGGGUGAGCCAAAUAAUUUAUACGAUGAGUGUAAUCGUUGGCCCCUUUUCAACCAUCCUCGACUUCAACCGAGACAUUGCAGCAAAGUGUUAUUAGAAUCUCGCUGCUAAAACUUGACGAUAUUGUGAGAGGAAUUAGGGAACUUUAAUCGGUCGAAAUCGUGGAAAUUAAAUAACGUCAUUUCAGAUUUAGCGUUAUAAAAAUAUCCACAAUGCGGACCUUUUAUUACUUUUAUUACAUUGCAUGUCAAUUGAAAUAAACAUGAGGUACUGUUUGAUAGAACAUUAUAUUUUGAAAUAUGAGAAUAUAGGUCUUUUCAAAUAAGUAAAGUGUUAUUCUUUUUAUAGGCACACUUAGAUUUAUAUUUUCGAUACGUAUAUUAUUAGAUCAUACAUAGAGUUAACAUAUAAUUGCCAAUGGCGAUUCGAAAAUAUUACCUUUAGUGACGAGAAAAUAAUGUCGAUGCGGCAGAUUGUCGAAUGUUGAUUUACCCCGAGGAUGAUCGUGCGUCGAUCGCGCUUUUCGCUGCGCUUCGAUGAAAUAAUAACAGCAUAACAUGAACAGGAUUUCAAUCGAUUUUGAAUUGCUAAAAUUAUAAUAUUAACGUGUUACAUUUACCACUU
Messenger RNA from Wasmannia auropunctata (little fire ant), 2460 nucleotides. Its product is annotated as orexin receptor type 2-like. Gene Ontology annotation, molecular function: orexin receptor activity. Bases 306 to 1532 code for a protein of 408 amino acids. Gene Ontology annotation, biological process: feeding behavior; G protein-coupled receptor signaling pathway. Gene Ontology annotation, cellular component: membrane. The transcript is spliced from 7 exons. Lineage: Eukaryota; Metazoa; Arthropoda; Insecta; Hymenoptera; Formicidae. The record is from RefSeq and is a predicted model, not a curated record.